Molecule: messenger RNA, 6922 nt
Organism: Saccoglossus kowalevskii
Lineage: Eukaryota; Metazoa; Hemichordata; Enteropneusta; Harrimaniidae
Product: ragulator complex protein LAMTOR3-A-like
Biological process (GO): positive regulation of TOR signaling; cellular response to amino acid stimulus
Cellular component (GO): Ragulator complex
Source: RefSeq, a predicted model, not a curated record
CAACAUGGCGGAGGAACUUCACAAAUAUUUACGUCGACUGCUGAAUAAGGUGUCCGGGCUUCAUGCAAUUGUGAUUGCCGACAGAGACGGCGUACCGGUCAUAAAAGUUGCAACUGAUCAUGCUCCCGACCUAGCGCUUCGACCAGGUUUCCUAGCAACCUUUGGGAUGGCAACAGAUCAAGGAAGUAAGUUGGGUUUGUCAAAGAACAAGCGUAUUAUUUGUAUGUACACAACUUAUCAGGUUGUCCAGUUCAACAGACUUCCACUCGUAGUGAGUGUCAUUGCAGACAGUGAAACAAAUACAGAUUACGACGAGUGCGAAAACAAUGCGAGUGCUUGUUUGGAGUUAGCAACAUGCAAUAACACCAUAGGCAGCUAUAUUUGUAUAUGUUCUCACGGAUAUGAGGGUGACGGUGUGACUACCUGCACAGAUAUUGACGAAUGUGCCAAUGAUAAUGAUUGUGUGGAGUUAGCUACUUGUAUCAAUCUAGACGGAAGUUAUGCAUGUAAUUGUACGGACGGAUACGUCGGCGAUGGUCUGUCUACCGGAAGUGGGUGCGAAGAUAUUGACGAAUGUGCCACUGGUAAUGAUUGUGUGGAGUUAACUACUUGUAUCAAUCUAGACGGAAGUUAUGUAUGUAAUUGUACGGACGGAUACGUCGGCGAUGGUCUCUCUACCGGAAGUGGGUGUGAAGAUUAUGAUGAAUGUAUCAACGACCAACCCUGUGACGAGUUGGCAUUGUGUACGAACACUGAUGGAAGUUAUAAUUGUGAGUGUGCCAAUGGGUAUGAUGGUGAUGGGCUCGCGACGGAACAGGCGUCCGGUUGUCAAGAUGAGGAUGAGUGCGUUUUGCAAAGUGACAACUGUCAUGACAACGCCACUUGCACCAACUCAGAUGGCUCGUUUGACUGCGUGUGUUUCACUGGCUUUAGCGGCGAUGGAGUCACCUGUUUAGACGACGAUGAGUGUGUCACCGAUGCUAAUGACUGUCUGUCAAGCGAUGUUGCUACAUGUACCAACACAAUUGGAAGUUUUCGUUGUUCUUGUAAAGAUGGGUACGCCGGUGAUGGCGUAAACUUAUGUGAAAAUAUUGAUGAUUGUGAUGGCAUCGAUUGUAGUUCCCAUGGUAACUGCGAAGAUGGCAUUAACAAAUAUAGAUGUAUUUGUGUCCAUGGUUACUAUGGUUUGCAGUGCGAAAACGAUGCUUCGUACGAAGUAACAACGACCACGUAUAUACCAGACUCAUUCUACUGGUCUUUUGAUACCGUGGAAGACGCAGCUGACUCACAGGGACCAUAUUACCCACAAUUCAAUGCCAAUGGCGCUCAUAAUGGCUACUUAACAACAACCGAUGUGUAUAAACCCGGCAUUGAUGACAAGGCAGUCAUUUUUCAGCAACUUAACGACGACUGUAUCCAGUUUGGGGAUGUUUCUACCACCUGCUUUGGUAAGCCGUCAGAGUGUGUCUCAGGACUCACUGUAGCACUGUGGAUUCGUCUCAGUAUCGGAGCUCAGCCAAUAUGGCCGCCAAACUAUCAUCACCUCAGAAUAAAUGAAACUGGUGCUAUGGAUGAGCUUGCUACCGGGAAAUACGACGAACUGGUGAUGUGGCUACAGAGUAUAGAUGAACUACCAGAUGCUGAUAUGCGUCUGGUGUUCAUGGGUGGAAACGAUGGCGACAAUUGUACACACCGACCGUGUGUGAACGGGGAAUGCCAUGAUGACGGCUACGAAGCUUAUUACUGCGAAUGUCCCCCUGGGUUCAACGGCACGUUGUGUGAGAUAGUAACGCUGUAUUUGUUGUUAUUCACACAAAAUACAGCUCUAAAUGAAUGCAUCUCAAACCCAUGUCGGAAUGGCGCCACCUGUCACGAUGAAGAUGGAUACUACUUUUGCGAAUGCGUAUUCGGUUAUGAUGGGAUAAACUGUGAAACCGAUAUUACACCUAACUAUAACUUCAGCAAUAUACUAGAGAUCAAACCACAGCAUUUGGACGGAGUUGCCAUAGGUGCGGAAAGUGUUCUGUCUAACCCAUACUACCAGCUAGCCGACGUGUACAGGAACCUGGCUGUGGAUACACAAUAUACCGUACAUGGGAGGGGAUAUAUACCAGCGCUCGGGCGUUCCUCGAUUGGAACAUAUCCGAAUAUCAACUCUAGAUACACGUACUUUGAUACCGAUAUCACUCACUGUGUGAAUAGUCCAAGUACCUGUCAUGAUGGGUUUACGGUGUCACUUUGGCUCUACCUACAGGAGUCGGGUAAAGAUAAUCAAACGAAUGUGCUCGUCUACGCAGGAGGAGAGACAAAUAACAGAAUGGCGAUGCAGAUUGACGAUUCUUAUCAAAUGCAGUUUCUUGUUGCUGAUGGAGUUGUAGAAAACAUCGUCAGUGUUUCUAGCAACAGACUAGUGUGGGACGGAUGGGCAAACUACGCAUUUACGUGGCACCCAGAUGUGGGCAUCACGGUAUAUAUAAACGCCGUGAAGGUAACCGGUAAUAUGUACUCAUACGUCACAAACGGGACGGACUCCGACUUAAAGUUUACUAUCGGCAGUCAGUAUGGUAACAGUGUACCCGGCGCCAUCUUUGGAGAUCUCGUUAUAUGGAGCAGGGCAUUGUAUCAGUUCGAGUGUUUUAAACUACUGGGUAUUACAGAUGAAGAAUACUACCAUAUGUCGAAUGACGACUAUUAUUGGACAACUGAUGCAUAUUUCAGGAGGGACCACGAAACUCUGGCCACGCAUGCGCCGUAUUUAUCGAUGUACAUUCCCAUUGAGGGAACGCUAAAUAUGACGAUUGGACGCGACAACAAAGGUGCUGCUGUUGACAUAGAGGGCGUAAAUUAUGACUGGCUGUUGUUAGGAGAGUUUAAAUACGAGUGUAUAACCGAUCCGGCGAGGUGUGUGAAUGGCUUUGCGGUUUCUACCUGGGUGAAGCUACAGAACCACGAAGACGAUGAUCACCACUUUAUCUUGUCGUCAGGAGAGCAAGGCACGCGUGGUUUUAGUUUUUACCAACGGGACGGAAAUCUUGGUAUUGGAGUUACUGAUGGCACAAGGCGUUGGAUUAUUGAGCUACAGUCUGGGGCACCAGACGGCGUUGCAGCGGAGGGAUUUAGUCUUGUGAUACAUAAUGGUAAACUGAUUGUUACAGUACGUGAUACAACCAAUAAAUGGGAAUCCUUGGUUUCAAUGGCGGUGAUACCUUAUGGCAAAUGGUUUAACUUGGCGUUUACAUGGAACGCGAACGAGAACAUUACAUUGUACGUAGAUGGCGUUGUUCGGGAGCCGGAUAGCGUUCAGUACACAGAUGAAUUCACCAAUACCCAUUACGAUGCUCUCACGCUGGGAUGUAAGCUUAACGCCGGUGGCGCUCUUGAUGAGUUCGGCGAUUUUGACGUCUAUUCCGUAGUUAUCUGGGAUGAAUACACAUAUCAAGCCAAGCUACAUAGACUGCUUGGACUUUCACCAACCGAACGGAAAUACUAUCUUUCGUCAGACCUGUACUGGCCAUUUGAGCUGUCUGCUGCUGUUAGACUCGAUCACCAUUUUGAGUUAAUGAAUUCGGCAGUGUACGUCAAUGAUCGUAUAACCGUCGGCAGAGCAGUGCACACUGAUGGAGUUGAUGGGUAUGUGUCACUGGGUGAUUUCAACGGCCAUUGUCUGAGUGACCCAAGUUUGUGUCUUAAUGGACUUGCUGUUGCAUUAUGGGUUAAGCUGGAGGACAUCGCACUCGGCAGCGGACACGUCCUGAGCACCGGGGCGCAGAAAAGCGGUAAGUCAAACGUGCUAUUAUUCAGAUACAUAAUGUCCAUGGGUCAAACACAUUUCCGUUCCUAUGAUGAGUUCACUGAAUUCACUCUUGGACGCUCCAACUACGGGAUAUCCUCUCCAUUGAAAGCAUGGUUUGAUGAUGUCAUGGUUGUAUUGCCUGAUGCAAGCACUGCUGUCGAUGACGAUCUGUCUGACGUAGAUGAUAGUGGAACAUACAAUACCGCUGACGAGCACUACGAUAUAACAGACCCAGACAGUGGUGUUGAAAUUAUACACACAACUCUCACAUUAGACAGAGAGGGUAUUGAAGGUGGCGCUGUCUAUACAAGAGACAAUAGCCACUUGGGUUACAUCGAUAUGGGUUACUAUGGAGGACGUUGCAUCAGCGAUCCUUCAAAGUGCCUUGAAGGCGGUGUGACUAUAUCAGUAUGGAUUUUAUUGACAGACACCCGUCAUUUUGAGGACGCAUCCACAAAUCCUGGAGGUGUCGGAUACAUUCUUAGUUCUGGAGCUCAGUCAAAUCUUGGUAGAGGUUUCGCAGUCUACACAAAUCAGAACUACACCUACUUCCUGGUGCAUAAUGGACAGAAUAAAUGGCAAAUACAAUUGGAAUACAUCUUCAACAGUUUUUGGUUAAACGUUGCCAUGUCGUGGAGUGAAAGUAAAGGACUUAAAGUCUAUAUUAAUGGUUCACUUGAGGCGUAUACUAAUACCGGCGAGACGGGUGCAGCAAGACCUGAUUUUUAUCAGUUUCUUCACUUGGGAAAGAGAAAUGACGCCGACGAAGAUUACCUUGGCGGCACCUUUGAUGACCCAGCUAUAUGGUACGAGGCUUUCGACGAGGACGUCACAUCGGAAUUGGAAGAAAUAUUAACCGGUGGAAACACCGAUGAAAUUCACGUGACAACAAACCAUGCUGAGUUAGAUGCUCUUUCUGCUUUCACUGGUAACCCCGACUGCGCAGAUCGUCAUGAGGCAAAUUGCGCUCGUAAUAUUGAUGAGCUGUAUCAGCUGAUUAUGAGUGAAACUCUUGAUGAUGUAGGAUUUGCAACCGUAGUGGAGAAGCUACAUGAAUUAUUCGCCCCAAACAUGUACAUCUCAGCUGACGAGCUCCAGACAUCGGUGUUGAUCGUUGAGAAACUAACUGGUCCGUGGCGACCGGAGAGGAUGAACUUAACAGAAGUUGUGGAUGAAUUCCAUAAUCUUGUUGAAGUUUCUAGUAAGCUUGUAGAUGCAAGUCGAGCAGCUAAGUGGAACGAAGUUCACAGAACUCAAUCAGGAACUUCACAGUUGGUAAAGGCAUUGGACGACUGGAGUAUGCAACUUGCCCAGUAUUUUGACAAAGACCUAGAUCUAGUCGUUGUUGCAGACAACAUAGCUCUUGAAGUUCAUAAAUGUCCGAUGUCAGAGUUGGAUUUACACCAGAUACGCAUAUUUCCAAAUUACGAGGAUUCUCGAUGGAACAGAACGAAUCAGAUGUGGAACAAACCCACUGACAAUAUUGCUACGCCGAAUAUCUUGUUUGAUUUCACAAUUAAGGGGUACGAUACGGUGAUAUUCAUAUUCUUUGAAUACAACACGUUAAAAGAUAUGUUUCCGCAGUUUCCACAUGAAAACAUUGGUCUAGAUUACGGCGAAGUCGUCACUGUUGGCAGCCGAAUUGUCUCUCUGCAAACAUCGCCGCCACUCAGAGAAGACUUGUAUCUCCCCGUUGAGAUAACACUACAGCAUUCAAGGAAUCUUGAGGUCGGAGAAACUGCACUAUGUGCGUUUUGGAACUUUACAGUCCCGGACACAGUCUUCGGUGCCUGGGAUACGGCAGGUUGUUCUAUCCAGGACACUGGUCUAUCGCAAACCAUUUGUGACUGUGUGCAUUUCACAAACUUCGCUGUCGUUAUCACACCUCCGGUCAUAGAGAUUAAGACUAUUGAUGACAUCAUUCUUGAAUACAUUAUGUUAAUUGGCGGAGGUACAUCCAUGGCACUGGUAUUACUGCUUGUUAUGAUGUUUGUGUGUGUCAGUUAUCUUCACACCAUACGGCAUGUAAUUCACAUUAAUCUGUGUGUUGCUAUAUUCGGUGGCACACUGGCGUUCAUUCUCACUAUCCCAUUACACGACAACCAGAACGAUUGCGUAAUUCUCGGUGUGUGUAUGCACUUCUUUUACUUGUCUGCCUUUACUUGGACGUUGUUGGAAGGAAUUAAUCUCCUGGUAGAUAUUAAGAAAGCAAUUACUGGAAGUGCAGACUUGGAUGACAAGGAUAAAACAGAGGGGGCAAACUCACUCUGUUCUGAGAUACUUCGAUAUUACCUAAUACUUGGUUGGGGAAUUCCAGUGUUGGUCGUUGGAAUCACGUUCGCAAUGUCACUGGACAUAUAUGGACAUGCUCGGAUCUGUUGGAUAUCAGUUGACGAUUUCGCUUACAUGUAUUUUGCUGGGCCAGCCGCAGCAUUACUUAUAAUAAAUUACGUCAUUAUUGCCGAAGUGAUGAAAACAAAAAGAGAGAGCAAGGACGUUGUUGAAUUCCACUCCGGUUUUACGUCCAGCAUUCGAGCUGCAAUUUUCUUGCCGCUUAUACUUGGAACUGGCUGGGCAUUUGGUAUACUGUAUCUCAUGGGUGAUUAUAUCGUGUAUCGUUAUGUUUUCAUAACUCUCAUUGCUUGUCAGGUUCGCGCUGUGUUCCUGCGACGUGACCCUACCGUGGAACUGACCUCAGUUAAACGCAUAUCUCUGAUGAUCAGAUUCAGAUUGCAGUUCUUCUUGUGGUUGGGUUUAUUGGUAGAAUGUAUAGUCAAAGGUACACCAACAUACGUGGUUGUGGAGAUGUCAAUGGACUGGCAUGACGCGAAGACUGAAUGUGAAUCACGGUCUGGGAAACUUGCUGAGAUACAUUCACAGGCAGAGCAGAAUGAAAUUGAACCCCUAUUGCCUUCUGGAUCAUACUGGAUUGGUGUUAACGACAUGAAUGAUGAAGACCGAUUUGAGUAUGCUACUGGUGGACGGAUAACAUACAAUAAUUGGGAUGACGGACAGCCAAAUAAUUUUUUAAAUCAAGAUUGUGUAGUAUUACAGGGAGAAUCUGGUUCUUGGAAUGAUGACUGGUGCAAUGUUGAUAGUUCUGGCGCUGUGUGUGACAUUACAAGUUAG